Messenger RNA from Panicum virgatum (switchgrass), 590 nucleotides. RefSeq lists its product as uncharacterized. Bases 1 to 573 code for a protein of 190 amino acids. The record is from RefSeq and is a predicted model, not a curated record. The transcript has 4 exons. Lineage: Eukaryota; Viridiplantae; Streptophyta; Magnoliopsida; Poales; Poaceae.
AUGAGCCACUUAGCCAAGGACUACCGCCAGGAAUCAUUUUCCUUGUCAAAGCCAGCACAGAGAAAUCUUGAGAUCCUGUUUGUGUCACUGAGACUCAGAGCAGAAAGGGUGAAGAGCCUGCAGGGUGAGGUCCAGCUGAACAUCCCUGCAAGCCAGGCAUGGGAGAUGUUCACCAGCAAUGAGAUUGUCAGCAAGGUGAACCCCGACAUGCUAUGCCUCGCCGGCGCAGAGUACCUCGAAGGCGAUGGCAGCCCGGGCAGCCUCAGGCUCUUCAGGCUAGGACCUGUACUCCAUCACUUUGUGAAGGAAUCGGUUCAGAAGACUGAGAAGGUUGAGCCGGGCCGGUGCAUCGGCUACGAGGCCAUUCGCGGUGAGCUGAAGAUGUAUGAUACCUAUUUCAUACCACGUCACCUUCUUCUUCGUCCCUGUCCGGGGAAAGAGGGGAAGUCGUGCAUCGCUGGAUGGAAGGCCGAGUUUGAUCCGACGUCCUCCACCACCCCACAGCCGGAGAAUGCUGAGGAUGCCUCCCUUGGGUUCCUCAGGCAGCUCGAAACCUGCAGUGCUUCCAAUUAGCUGUACAUGUUGGACGU